AUGGUGUUCCCUGGAAGGCUUAGCACCGGCUGCUAUGUAUGCCGGAGGCGUAAAGUUAAGUGUGAUGGGGCUCGACCAGCAUGCCGUCGCUGUGUCACACAGGGAAGGCAGUGCACGGGUUAUCCAGAUGCCUUCGCCUUUCGUGAAUACAAAGCCACGAAAGGACCUCAAACAGGCAAGGCAGUAGCCAGGAAACGAGGCAAAAAGACGGCAGACGGCGAACAGCCCUCGAGUGGUUCAGCAUCACCGUCUGCAGCAGUAUCAGACCAGGAUGGAACUGACACACAAAAGUCUCCGUGUGAAGGUCAUCUUGCGUUUCUUCCUGAGCUAUAUCAAGAGAAAGGGAACGACCCUUCCCUGAGACAUGCUAUCCUUAGCGUAUCCUACCUCUCGUUAUUCAACACCGCUCGCGUGAAUGAGCUUUAUGUGAAUGCUAGGAAGCACUAUGGCGUGGCCUUGAAAUCUCUCACAGCGUCACUCAGCAACAAGGAGACCUCGACUCAAGACGAGACGUUUGCAGCUGCACUUUUCCUGAGUAUGUUCAUGGACCUAAGCGGCGAGAGACAGGGGGCAGUAAAUCCUCACAUCCCUGGAAUCUGCUCCCUAAUGCAUCUUCGGGGCAGGCCGCAGCGCAGUAGCAAAUAUGCCCGCAAGCUGUUCGGUUGGGCAUUCACUCAAAUAGUAAGUCGACCCACUGUAAUCACAGUACCGAUUGUUGACCGAGACCCUGCGUUGCAGCAAAUACAAGCGGUAGCCAAUAAUCAGUUUGCGUAUGCCUGCUUGCCAGCGUCUAUCAACAUGGCGUACAAUCCCGACUACGUGCUACGCUCGGGCAUUAUCACCAGUAUGAUCUCCGGGUUCUGUCAGGGGGCCAGCGAGUUCCGAAGAACCGAACACAACUAUCCACCCACCGCCAGGGCCCGGUUACUGCAUUCCCUGCUAGGACGGGCGUACUUCAUUAUGGAGCAAAUCAGCAUCUGGGACGAAGCAGUCCCUCAGCAUUGGAAACGACAAUUCGCCACGCCGGCUAUGGGCCAUUUGAAUCAUGCAGAGCAGGCUGCUUCACGAGAUCCAUGGACCCCCUGCUUUUUGGCCGUUGUCCAGGCCGCCCAAAUCCUCUAUUUCAUCCACGUGUUCGAGUGCUGGGAGAAGUUCGUUCCACUCGCAUCUGCGAUAAAGGAUGAGCAUCUUGAAAAUUUCCCUGUAGAAACAUUCAGCGGGAUAGACGAUCGGAUCAGGGGCCUGAUAGACGUGAUUUGCAACACUGUGACUUGCACGUUAGGACAUAUCACCCCGAAGCAUGAAUUCCAGCUGCACCCCAACAGCAAGCUGGCGAAUGGAUACACGCUUCUAUGGCCGAUGUGGGUGGUUGUAAAUUCUGGACUUGCGACACCAGAUCAAUUGGACCUCUGCCGGCUUGCUCUCGAGUGUGUUGGUUCCACCAUGGGUUACCGGCUGGCCUCUGUCCUGUGCGCGGAUGGUAGACCGGAAGAACCUCGUUCGAGCAUACUUGAGCAAUCCCCAAUGACUCGCAGCCUCACCGUUGUACAAUAA
Messenger RNA from Aspergillus niger, 1554 nucleotides. RefSeq lists its product as uncharacterized. Gene Ontology annotation, molecular function: DNA-binding transcription factor activity, RNA polymerase II-specific; zinc ion binding. Gene Ontology annotation, biological process: regulation of DNA-templated transcription. Lineage: Eukaryota; Fungi; Ascomycota; Eurotiomycetes; Eurotiales; Aspergillaceae. The coding region runs from base 1 to 1554 and encodes 517 amino acids. The record is from RefSeq and is a predicted model, not a curated record. The transcript is spliced from 4 exons.